GUCCUGCAACAGUGUGCAGGCCUGACGGAAAAGAUUCCAUACUGUGACAGUGUGGCGGGUUAGUAGCAAAUACUGUGCAGUGUGCAGUACACUACAGUCAGCGACUUUGCUACAGUACUCAGUCGACGAAGAUUCGAGUUUUCACUUUUCCGUAAUAAUUUUGUUUUCGUUUUCCACACUUUAGUAACCCAAGUGAAUCUGUUGGUGUUAAUUGUCAGAUUAUUGACGAACGCAUAUAGUUUUCUCUUUGUUUUUAAUCCUGAUUUUGCAUCAGCCUCUCGAAAUGAAUAUAAGAUGUGCACAGGUGGCGGAUUUAAUGAAUAUGCAACACUGCAAUCUCUUGUGUUUACCGGAGAAUUACCAACUAAAAUACUACAUGUACCACGGUUUGUCGUGGCCACAGCUGUCCUAUAUUGCCGAAGAUGAUAAACAGCGUAUAGUUGGUUAUGUUCUGGCCAAGAUGGAAGAAGACGACGACGAACCCCACGGACACAUCACCAGUCUGGCUGUGCAGCGGGAAUAUCGACGUCUGGGAUUAGCGCAGAAGCUGAUGAACCAAACCGCCCGCGCCAUGGUGGAAAUUUACAAUUGUCGUUAUGUCAGCCUGCACGUGCGCGUGUCCAACCGGGCGGCGUACCAUCUCUACUCAGUUGUUUUGGGCUUCAAGACAACUGAAACUGAACCGAAAUACUACGCCGACGGCGAGGACGCGUACGCGAUGCGUCGGGAUUUAGUUGACUGGGCACGCCAACUGGAUAUCAAGCCGCCGCAUCCCGUAAAGUUUUUUCAAGUUGACCGCCGUCAUCGUCGGCAGGGCAAAGAGAAUCAGUCUGCUCCAGCGGCAGCUAUCGAAGCCGCGCCGUCGGUGCAGGCGGUGACGGAUGACGUCUCCCGGAUGCAAGUGACUGACGCCGCUGACACUGAUCAGCACAAAGAUUCUGCUGCUGCUGGAGGAAAAACUGCAGAGGCAUCCAAAGAAAACACCACUGCUUCAGAUCAACCGAGUGCGACGAAGAAGAAACACAAGAAACGAAAAUAAUAUGCAACCCCUAGUCCGUAUGAAAUCGGUAUAUUUAACCUGUUUCUUACUACGUGGUUGUUAACCAAGUAAUUUGCUUUUUUUAUAACAAACUGGUUAGCCAUUUGCUGAUUUAUUUCGUUAGAUCGAUUUAUUUAGUAAAAAGAAAGUAGACAAAUUUAAGGACAAUUUAGCUUUACGCACUGUAUUGAACGGUAGUACACACAGAAGAAGAACCCAUAAAAUAAA
Messenger RNA from Paramacrobiotus metropolitanus, 1267 nucleotides. Its product is annotated as N-alpha-acetyltransferase daf-31-like. Gene Ontology annotation, cellular component: NatA complex. Gene Ontology annotation, biological process: N-terminal peptidyl-glutamic acid acetylation. The transcript is spliced from 5 exons. Lineage: Eukaryota; Metazoa; Tardigrada; Eutardigrada; Parachela; Macrobiotidae. The coding region runs from base 284 to 1039 and encodes 251 amino acids. The record is from RefSeq and is a predicted model, not a curated record. Gene Ontology annotation, molecular function: protein N-terminal-serine acetyltransferase activity; protein-N-terminal-glutamate acetyltransferase activity.